Coccomyxa subellipsoidea C-169 is the source of this 384-nucleotide messenger RNA. RefSeq lists its product as hypothetical. The record is from RefSeq and is a predicted model, not a curated record. NCBI's taxonomy places the organism in Eukaryota, Viridiplantae, Chlorophyta, Trebouxiophyceae, Coccomyxaceae. Gene Ontology annotation, molecular function: metal ion binding. The annotation marks the transcript as partial. The transcript has 3 exons.
CAAUUACAGGUCCUGCCUUGCUGCAAGCGAUUUGUGCACGACUGGUCGGACUGUCCCUUCUCGCACCCGGGGGAGAAGGCGCGCAGGAGGGAUCCAAAAGUCCACCAGUACACUGGGAUCGCAUGCCCCGACAUGAAGAAGACUGGCUCGUGCCCAAGGGGAGACAGGUGCCCCUACGCCCACAAUGUCUUCGAGUACUGGCUGCACCCCACCAGGUACCGCAGCCAGCUCUGCAAUGACGGUCCCAAGUGCCGGCGCCGCGUGUGCUUCUUUGCGCACACCAUCGAUCAGCUGCGCGUACCUUCUUCCAAACCCAUCUCCUCCAGCGAUGCCCCCGACUUGCAGGUACCAGCAACAAACCCGCCAAACACCAGAGUAAUCUGA